AUGGUGGUGAUGAUGGUGAUGUAUGAUGGUGAUGAAGAUGAUGCCGAUGUAGGUGAUGAUGAUGGUGAUGAUGAUGAAGGCGAUGUAGAUGAUGGUUAUGUAAGCCAUGGCGAUGUAGAUGUAGAUGAUGUAGAUAAUGGUGCUGUUGAUAAUGGCGAUGUAGAUGAUGGCGAUGUAGAUUAUGGUGGUAUAGAUGAUGGUAGUGUAGAUGUAGAUGAUCUAGAUGAUGGCGAUAUAGAUGUAGAUGAUGGCGCUGUAAAUUAUGGUGAUGUAGAUGAUGACGCUAUAGAUGAUAGCGAUGUAGAUGAUAUUGGUGUAGAUGAUGGCGCUGUAGAUUAUGAUUAUGGUGAUGUAGAUGAUAACGAUGUAGAUGAUAGCAAUUUAGAUGAUGACGAUGUAGAUGAUGACUAUGUAAAUGAUGGUAAUGUAGAUGACGGUGAUGUAGAUGAUAGUGCUGCAAUUAUGGUGAUGUAG
Molecule: messenger RNA, 474 nt
Organism: Anoplophora glabripennis (Asian longhorned beetle)
Lineage: Eukaryota; Metazoa; Arthropoda; Insecta; Coleoptera; Cerambycidae
Product: prostatic spermine-binding protein-like
Exons: 2
Coding region: 1-474 (157 amino acids)
Source: RefSeq, a predicted model, not a curated record